Monomorium pharaonis (pharaoh ant) is the source of this 6080-nucleotide messenger RNA. RefSeq names its product fringe glycosyltransferase (gene fng). Gene Ontology annotation, biological process: regulation of Notch signaling pathway. The record is from RefSeq and is a predicted model, not a curated record. Gene Ontology annotation, cellular component: membrane. The transcript is spliced from 9 exons. Bases 2460 to 3737 code for a protein of 425 amino acids. NCBI's taxonomy places the organism in Eukaryota, Metazoa, Arthropoda, Insecta, Hymenoptera, Formicidae. Gene Ontology annotation, molecular function: O-fucosylpeptide 3-beta-N-acetylglucosaminyltransferase activity.
GUACAUAAUCGCGAAAACAAAUUCGCAUGAUCGCCAAUGUCGCAAUUCCGCUAUCAACAAUUAAUUUUUUGAUAACUUCUCGGAAAUCUAGAUUUUUCCUUGUUACUCUUUUUUUUUUUUUUUUUAAAUUUUCUUACCGAUCUUGGAUCAUUGUAUGAUCGUUUAAGUAUUCGCGUAUAUAUAAUUUUCUAAAUAAUCAUUAAAUUCUGUUUCUUUUUGUUAUUAGAAACGAUAUUUUUUAUCAAUAGAACAGUUAAUUUUUACUAUAUGUAUGUAUACGUAUAUUAUAUGCGACUAAGAAAGUGGACGAUGCGCUUCAAUAAUCGCGAUCUUACCGACGAUCAAUUCUAUUAGGGUUAUUCUCGACCGAAGGUAUAUUAUCUACUGUCAUUCUGGAUUGCAUUCAAAAAUACAUUUAUAUUUUUAACUCUCGGAUGUUCUUGAGUUAUCAUUUUAUUCUUAUAAUAAUCAGUGAAAAAACGGAUAAAAUAAUAUCCCAAAUGUUUUUGAAUGAAGUUCUGCAGUAUCAGUCUACAACGCAUCAAUAUUGUAAAUUUAUAAAUCACACGAUAAUUUCGGCACGUUGACGAUGUGCGCGCACAUGUGUUUGUAAAAUCUUUGUACAAAUGAAUAUUCUCGAUAAUACAAUUAUGGAGAUUAGUUUUAUAUAUUAUUAUAACAGCUGAAUAAUAUUGCAUGCAGUAAAGUUUUUCCAUUUCAUAAUAUAAUGGUAACAUCGUUAAUUACACGAAAUAUACUUUUGUAAUAAAAAAAAACUACGUUUAAUUAUAGAGGAUUUUUUAUUUCGAUUUUAAUAGAAAUAAUUGCAAAAUUAUAUAUUGAUUGAUAUCUUUGUAUUUUUUUGUAUAUUCCGCAAUUCUUAUGUAUAACAUUCUUUUUUCUUUUCCGUAACAUUAAUUAGAAACCCUUAAUACAGAUAUCAGGGGUUUCUAAUAAAGAAAUACAUAAAAUAUUUUAUUAUAGCUGCUAGAUUUGCGAUAUAAUUGCGAUUAUAAGGUAUAAAACAAUGUUUAUAGCGUUUCUGAUUGAUGAUCGUUUCGGAAUCGAAUUUAUUAAUAUAUUAUUUAAAAAUACUUUUCAAAAUACGAAGUUUUUAAGAUAUACACUUUAAGUAUUAUUCAUAUAUAAAAUAUAAUUCCGAGUAAAAAAUUCUAAAGUUCGUUACUUUAUUUAGUUGAAUACAAUGCGAAAAGAUGUCUAAUUUUCUUCUAUAUAAUAUAUAAUAUUUAUACAUUUAUAUGUAAUAUCAAAACUAUUUCCUUCGUUCUUUAUCUAUGUAAAUCGUAAUGUCUUAAUGAAGAUUCACGAAAAUUGUUUUUGCGGCGUAUUGUACAUACAUUCGUGUGUAAGUUCAGUCGGAUCACGCUCUAUGGAAAACAAUGUAUUUACACAAAUGCACGCAUGCGCGGGUGGUCAAAAUGUUUCGUACACCAAAAACACUUUCGAUACACUUUUUUUCCUCGGUCGUGCGUGACUGGUGCGUAACGUUUAAAAAAGCGGCGUAUGCGUUCUCUCGGCUUUAUCCCCUCCCAAGGGCGGCUGCGCCGCACGCCUGUUGGUAUCGCUUUUCCCCCUUUCUCCGGCGGCCGGCGACGUGCCUGCUAUGGCGAUGUUUACAGCGUAGUCACGGCAACGGCUCGUGUGAUCAACUGUGAUCAGUCGGUGAGCCGUCGCGCGCCGGGUAACAGUGGAGGGCGUUCGCGGCGCGUAUCGGUUUUGCGUAUAUCGUGUCGCGCCGUCGACUGGCUGUGUGGUUUCUUUCCGUUUCUCUAUCGGAACGUCGACAGUCCCGACGAUCGAACAAUUCGACGAGACACGAAGAAGAACCGGUGGCGCGACGAAUGUUCGGAGAAGUGACGCGCGUAAAGGUGCGUCUUAACAAACAGUGCGCGCGAGCGAUGUUACGUCGGUGUGUUUCUCUUCUUCAUUAACACGGCACUCCGUGUGGAUUAGAACUUGCACGCCUGGCAUCGCAGACGAGAGUUUUCAUCACGGUAGUUCAGAGAUGAGAUGCGUCGUGAUGGACGAAGAAGCGCCGGCGAGGUGCGGAUCCCUCGUCGUCGCGCGUCGUUCCGAUUGCUCCGUCAUUCGCGCUGACAAGUAGUGAGUGCUGCUUCCCCGAACCCCCGUCGUGUUCGAGCGAAUUUUGACGUGACGCGAAGAGUCCGCCGGCAGAACGAUGUGUCGCGUAAACGCGCCAGUGACCGUCCGCGAGUGCGAUUGACGUGCAGGUCGGCCAAGGGUAUUAUCGGCGCUAGAAUUCGAGUGAGGAAGGAGACGAGAGAGAAAAGCCCUCGCGAAGCAACGUGAAGUUUGCGGGGGAGGCUCGCGCGCGCGCGCGCGCGCGGUUCGAUCACGUGACCGCGUGAAACUCGCUCGCCAGAGUCGCGGUGAGGAAGAACGCGGGAAGGACACGCGCGAGUGUGCCGCGACGUGUUAUGGUCCGCGCGUUUUCGUUCCGCGCGGGACGACAUGGGGGUGACGACGACGACGACGACGGCGACGGCGGCGACGACGCAGCAGCAGCGGCGCGGCUGUCGAUGAGCAGCCCCAAGGAUAAUAGAUGCGUGGUGCAGGUGGAACGAGACUCGUGCAAGUUCGCUAGCAGCAACAGCAGCCUCCAGCAGGCCGCUCGGAUGCCGCUCGCUGUCGGCGCGGGCAUGAUGCCACGAGGUCUGCCGACGAGACGUGGCCUGCAGGCGCUGGCGCUCGUCAUCGCUACCGCUUACGCCACGAUUCUCCUCUACCAGGCCAUCGUGCCGCGCCAGUGGGUCGACGAGAUGAACGUGGCGGAAGUGAAUAGCCGAAGCUUGAUAGUGGAGUCGCCGGCGUCGAGAAAGUUGAUAGGCGAGGAGUCGCCGGCGACGCCGCCGGUGGCGACGGCGACGAUGGCGCCGUUCGCCACGAACCUCGACGACGUGUUUAUCAGCGUGAAGACCACCAGGCACUAUCAUCACUCGCGCUUGCCGGCUAUCGUCGACACGUGGUUCCAAUUCGCCAGGAAUCAGACCUGGUUUUUCACCGACAGAGACGACCCGUACUUCCAAAAUCAAACUAAUGGCCACAUGAUCAACACCAAGUGCUCAUCUUCGCACAAUCGGCGGGCCCUUUGUUGCAAGAUGUCGGUGGAAUUCGACAGAUUUCUCGAUAGUGGCCGAAAAUGGUUCUGCCACUUCGACGACGAUAAUUACGUGAACGUGCCGCGCCUACUGAAGCUUCUGGACAAUUAUAAUCCACGCGAAGAUUGGUACCUCGGCAAGCCCUCGAUACCUGCGCCUUUGGAGAUCAUCAGGCAGGGCCCGGAGCCGCAGAAACGACCGCAAAAGGUGAAAUUUUGGUUCGCCACGGGCGGCGCCGGAUUCUGCAUCAGUCGAGCAUUGGCGUUGAAGAUGACGCCGGUGGCUGGGGGAGGAAAAUUUAUCACCGUCGGCGACAGAAUCAGAUUGCCAGACGAUGUGACAAUGGGGUAUAUAAUCGAGUACCUCCUGAAAAAGCAACUCACUGUGGUGGAGCAGUUCCACUCGCAUUUGGAGCUGAUGAAGUUCCUGAACAAGGAUACCUUCCACGAACAGAUCUCUUUUAGUUAUUCCAAAGGACCUAGAGACGAGUGGAAUAUCCUGAAGAUUGAUGGCUUCAGUAUGAAGGACGAUCCAAAGAGAUUUAAAUCCAUUCAUUGCCAUCUGUUUCCACAAGUUCCUUAUUGUCCACAUAGAUAAUGACGAAUAAGAAGAAAGUCGAAAAGUCAAAUUUAUUAUAAUUUAUAUCAAUUGCGGAAAACAUUAAUGUGAAAAAGGGUAAGGAACAUUCUACUAAUUGAGUCAGUUUUAAUAACAUGAUAUUUUAUUAUUGCAUAUAAAAGUUCUACUCGUUUUUAAUAAAAUAAUUUUAUUAUUGCGUAUAAAAAUUCUACUCGGUUUUUUUUUAAAUAAAAUAAAUGAAUAAAUAAAAUAAAUAAAACGACCAUUAAAGACUCUUAAUUAUAUACAUCUUACUUUUUCCAUUUUAUGUAAAUAUAAUGACUGUUAGUCGAUUGCACUAUCAGUGUGGAAAGUAAAUGUUUUGAAAUUUAAAUAUUGAAAAUGGGUAGAAAAUAUAUUUUGUGUUGUAUGAAACAUGAUGAUUCAAAAUUAGUUAAAGAUGUACGUCGACGUCGCUAGAUAUAUCAUAUAUAUGCUAAAAUAUAAAAUAUAAAAUUAUUUUACUUUACACGGUACGAUAUUCGGCACAAUAGUCUAUAAUAAAGACUAGACUAUUGAUUAUUGAUUGCAGAUUUUUUUUUAUUAAUAACUUUAACGGCGUCUGCAAUGCAUGUGUUCAAACUUUUGGGCCAUUUUUCAAUUUUUGAUUUACUUUUUUCAAGAUUGACGAAAUUUUUACGUUUCAUUUUUUUUUUCAUUUGGUUGAAUUGCAUGCAAUUUAAGCAAUGCCUUUCGAUGGUUACUUCUUAAUCAGUUAUAAAUUUGUUGAGUAAAACAAAAUACUCAAAUUUAGUUAUUUACAUUAAUUUGAUAAGCUGAUUAACUUUUACGUACACUUUGACAAAGACAUUUGUUUAAUUUUUCAAAUUCUUAUAUAGUCAUAUUUAAAUAUGAAAAUAUAAAAACGUAAUACCUUUUGUAAAACAUUUUACAUAUAUUAAUUAUCUAUAUAUAUUUUUACACAAUUAUAAUUAUUAUUUAUUCAUGUAUGUUCCUUACUAUACAUUUUACAUUUUAUUUAAUAACGACCACAAUAUGAAUGUAAAGAUACAUGAUGAGAAUUUUGACUGACUUGUGAAUUCUUUUGUUGUAUCGAGUUUGUAGUACUGUUGUUAUUUUUUCUGUUUUUAGCAAUUUAUGAAGAUGUGCAUAUGUAUAUAAUUAAUAUCGAUUUGCGUUCUGUAUUAUAAUUUUUACAUGAUGCAAAUAAAACUUGCAUUUAUAUAAUCGGUUAAGAAAACAAAAGAUUAACAAUUCAAACUUCAAGUUUUUAUGAUUAUUAUUUAUGCAAAUAUUUGAUUACAUCUAUAAUUUCUAAUUAUUAGUAUUUGAAAUUUUAUAAAAAUUUGAAUUGUUACCUCUUUUGAUUUUAAUUACAAGAUGAUAGUGGCAAACUUUUACUUUGUAUUUUUUUGUAGAACUUUAUUUUAUUUAUGAAGUGAAAAUUUUGUAUUUUUUUUCUUUUUUUAUCUGAAAUUAUAUUUAAAAAAUAUUAUAAAUGACACACUGUGGAGCUAUGAUUUUAUAGAAGUAUAUUUGCCAUUGACAUUUUGUAUUAUAUAUACGUAUACAUAUGAGGGAGGAUAAGAAAAACAGCAGAGAUAAAAUAGAGAUAUAAUUUCUCAACGAGAAAAUUAUAUAUAUAUACAAAACGCAAUUCGUACCAGCACGCACAUAGGCGUACAUAACAGCUGCAUCUGUGCAAUACUAUAUAGAAGUUGUACAUAAAUUUUAUAUAUAUAUAUAUAUAUAUAUAUAUAAAAUUAUAAAUCGUUGACAGUCUUGUUUUGUCACGAAAUGGAAAUAAGCUAGUCCCUCACUAAAAGACAGACAGCUGUACGUAAUGUGAUAUUUCAUGCGUGCAAAGUUCACUUGUGUGUGUAUAUAUCUCUCACUCUUCUGUAGUAUUAUAUUGUAUAAGAUUAUUUAUGAACGAUAUAGUGGAUACGUGUGCAAUAUUAUAUGAGUCGUUUGCUUUCAACGUAGUUUAUUGUCCUAUUAAAAAUAAAAUCUUAUGAGAAAUGCAAUGUACAAUAAUAUUUAUAUUGUAUAUUAAUUUAAGCAAGUUCCGUAAAAUUACAUUUACACUAUUUUGAAAGUAAACGGUUUAUAUAUAAUUAUUAGCCGUUGUUGAGAAACGAGAGGAAACAUUCACGUUAUACAUAUAGGUGAGAUUUUUAUAUACGUAUUAUUAUUAAUUACGUGCUCCCGUGUGUAAUAUGUCGAAAAAUAUAUGCUAUUAAUAUUCAAACAUUGAAAAUAUUAAAUUGUGUAAUAUGGAUUACAUGUUCUGCGAUAAUGUUUUGUAUAAUAUUUUGUAUAGAUAUGCAUACAUUAUAAGAAGAAUUCUGUCAAUCUUCA